This is a messenger RNA of Aspergillus melleus, 309 nucleotides long. RefSeq lists its product as uncharacterized. The record is from RefSeq and is a predicted model, not a curated record. Lineage: Eukaryota; Fungi; Ascomycota; Eurotiomycetes; Eurotiales; Aspergillaceae. The transcript has a single exon. Bases 1 to 309 code for a protein of 102 amino acids.
AUGCCCACUCAAACCCGCCAAACCGACCUCCUCAACAACCCCCCUACCUCUAAGGCGGAUGCCCAAAGAUCCUCCUCCUCGGAUCCCUCUGACCAAGAAACAACUCUUACUCCUACCCGUGAUGCCUCUAACUCCGGACCCGAGCAUCCCAGCAAAGUCACCGGCCAGUAUCAUUCGGUGAAAGGCAGCAUAGUCGAAAGUAUUGGGAACCUCACGGGCUCUGAGGCAUGGAGGGAGUCAGGGAGACAGGAGCAUGCACAGGGAGAGAGGGAGGUACAGGAUGCGGACCAGUUGUUUCCUAUUGAAUAG